This is a messenger RNA of Synchiropus splendidus (mandarinfish), 1759 nucleotides long. RefSeq names its product aldehyde dehydrogenase 3 family, member B2 (gene aldh3b4). Bases 335 to 1690 code for a protein of 451 amino acids. Gene Ontology annotation, cellular component: cytoplasm. Gene Ontology annotation, molecular function: aldehyde dehydrogenase (NAD+) activity. The record is from RefSeq and is a predicted model, not a curated record. The transcript is spliced from 8 exons. NCBI's taxonomy places the organism in Eukaryota, Metazoa, Chordata, Actinopteri, Syngnathiformes, Callionymidae. Gene Ontology annotation, biological process: aldehyde metabolic process.
UCAUCAUAUGUGAAUAUGAAACGACAACAUAUCAUUGCUUUAAUAUUUUUGUGUUGUAAUGUUCAGACUGCAAGCGGACAGCAGAUGGCAGUAGCACGACCGUGUUUCUAUUUUACUCACACUAGUGACAUGAAGAAGUGGCCGCUCUGCAAGUAUUUAGGAAAGCGUCAUUCAUGGUAGUUCCAGAUUUUGUCACCAUAGUCACGUAGAAUAUUAAUUUAUUUCAGCAAUUUGAUGGUCUGCUGCGUUUUAUUCACUCAAUAUGUCCAGUUUCUACCUAUUUAACCAGAGCUGGUCACAUGACCGACUAUGCCUUUCUUCUCUUUGAAAAUCAAUGGGGAAGACGUUUGUAAACCUACAGAGCACCAACAUUAUAAAGCCGCGGUUUGAGUCCAUCGUGUCUGAGCUGAUCCUGGUCAAAAAUGAAGCUCAGCACGCCAUCAAUCACCUGAAGAAGUGGAUGCAGCCGCAGCACAUGGAGAAGAACCUGUCCACCACGCUGGAUCAGUGUCUGGUGGUCAGUGAGCCCUUAGGAGUGGUCUUCAUCAUGGGGACGUGGUGCAGCCCGGUCCAAAUGUGCCUGGUCCCGCUGGUGGGGGCCAUCGCAGCAGGUAACUGUGCCAUCAUCAGACCGUCGGACACUGCAGCCAACACGGCUCAACUGCUCCAUCGUCUCGUCCCUCACUACCUGGACAAUGAUUGCUACUACGUGAUCCUCACAGCCGCGCAUGACUUGCCUGAGAUUGUGGAGCUCAGGUUUGAUCACGUCUUCUUCUCAGGUAAGGUUGACCAUGUCUGCCUGUGCAGUCACCUGAUGUGGCGGGAAUGUCCAGGCAACAAAGAGGAGGGACUGAAGAUCGCUCAGGCUGCCGCUCACACGCUCACCUCCGUCACCCUGAUUCUGGGAGGAAAGAACCCCUGCUACGUGGACCAGAGCUGCGACAUUGUGACGACGGCCCAGCGCAUCUCCUGGGCCCGCUUCCACAACGCCGGCCAGAGUUUGGUGGCACCGGAUUACAUCCUCUGCCACGCAGAUGUGCAGACUCGGCUGAUUCAGGCCAUCAAGUGCUGCAUUAUGCAGUUCUAUGGUACAGAUCCCAGAGAGUCCCGCAGCUUUGGCCGCAUGGUAAACUUGGAAGCAUUUACCCGCAUCAGAGAUGUGCUGUGGAGAUCAGGGAAGGUGUCAGUGGGAGGACAGGUGUUGGAAGCAGAGAGAUAUGUUGCACCCACAGUUGUGUCUGAGGUUACGGGAUCAGAUCCCAUCAUGCAACAGGAUGUUCUGGGCCCUGUACUUCCUGUUCUAACAGUGCACAGCGUCGAUGAAGCCAUCAGCUUCAUCAACAAGCAGGAGAAACCUCUCUGCGUCUACGUCUACUCCAGCAACAGCAAGGUCAUUUCCAGAGUGAUGGCCGAAACUUCAAGUGGAGGUUUCUGUUCCAAUGACAGUGUCCUGCAAAGUCUGAUGUCGUCUCUGCCUUUUGGCGGAGUGGGAACCAGUGGGAUGGGGUCCAUCCACGGCCGCGCCAGCUUUGACACCUUCUCUCACCGGAAAUCCUGCCUUUUACGGAGCGGCCCGUUUGAGUGUGUCACCUAUCUGCGCUAUCCUCCGUACGACGAGCGCAACCUGUCUCUGCUGACAUGGGCCAGCUCGCUGUCGCAGAGGAGCCAGGGCUGGUGCCAGAUCCUCUGACUCUCUCAAGGAUGGUCAUGGAAGAAGUCACACUGUGUCUUUGUUGAAGAAUGAAAUUAAACUGCUCCA